AUGGCUGCCAACAUCCACCCGCAGAAGCUGCCCCCGUCUGCGGCCUCCGAUUUGUCCUGCGCUCAAGAAGAUCCACCGCCGCCGGAAGGCGAUGGUCAACCGCCGGAAACGGAGGGGGAACCACCACCGCCACCUGAGCAGUCGGCGGAUCCCGAGCCCACUCCUGAGCCGGAGCCCGAACCGUCCGGAGUGCCGGAAAUAGCCAUCGACGAAGCUGCGGGUGACUCGGGAGGGGAAAUUCUGGACGACGAUCAAGAAGGUGAGGACGACGAACAUGACCAGGAGAAUCCCCAAGGUCAUGAGCACGAGUCCGAAGAGGAGGAAGAACAGGAGGAGGAAAUAUCCGAAGAAGAUCUGCUGCAGGUAAUUUCGCAAUGCCUGGGAAUGGCUAGGGCAGACCGUCUCGUAAGCCUUUCUCGAGAAGCUAAAUGCCACACGAACAGAAGCAUUCAAAGAGCGCAUGUGAAAAGCUGAACAUA
Molecule: messenger RNA, 479 nt
Organism: Culex quinquefasciatus (southern house mosquito)
Lineage: Eukaryota; Metazoa; Arthropoda; Insecta; Diptera; Culicidae
Product: protein TsetseEP-like
Exons: 3
Coding region: 1-474 (157 amino acids)
Source: RefSeq, a predicted model, not a curated record